AUGAAAGUACCCAAGCAGGUGGUUUUUGAAAUAACCAAAGGGUUCAGGGGGAGGAGUAAAAAGUGUCUCAAAAUCGCUGCAAUACGUGCUCAAAGGGCACUCUUGCAUAGUUAUAGAAUACGUAAAACCAGGCAUAUUAGAUAUCGAGUGCAUUGGAUUGCUGGAAUUAAUAGGGCUAGUAGGGAAUGGAAAUUUUGCUAUUCAAAGUUCAUUGGCACAUUGUUGCGCACUAAUAUUUGGUUGGACCGCAAGUCUCUCUAUAACCUAGCAAUUACGGAGCCUAUGAGUUUUAAGGCGCUAGUAGAUGAAUCUAAACAUUUGUACUAUUUCAAUCGUCAUAAGAUUAGGGAUAUAUCACAAUAUUAA
This is a messenger RNA of Babesia microti strain RI, 366 nucleotides long. RefSeq names its product 50S ribosomal protein L20. Gene Ontology annotation, cellular component: ribosome. Bases 1 to 366 code for a protein of 121 amino acids. Gene Ontology annotation, biological process: ribosomal large subunit assembly; translation. The record is from RefSeq and is a predicted model, not a curated record. Gene Ontology annotation, molecular function: structural constituent of ribosome; rRNA binding. NCBI's taxonomy places the organism in Eukaryota, Apicomplexa, Aconoidasida, Piroplasmida, Babesiidae. The transcript has a single exon.